UGCUGCCCCCGCUGUUUUUCUCCCUAAACCAUCAGCGCUGUCGUCAGUUUCGGUAACAGAGAGACUAGCAGGGCGACGCAAGUGUCCGCUGCCCAACAGCAUUUAAGCUGUUUCAGUGGCUCAACAACUUACAUUUAUCUAAACGUGGUGUACACGAUGAACACGUAGCACAACGGAGGAGCGUCGCUAGCUUAUUUGUCCUCCGCCAAAAGAAGGGGAACGGAUUGAGAAAAUUUUCAUCGUCGCCGAUUUCCGACCCCCUUUGUUUUUUCCACCGCCUCUGUCCAAACAGGCGAGCAGCAGCGCCCCCUGUGGAGAGGACAGGGAACAGCUCGAGGAUAGGGAGCCAGACAAGCGGCCGCACCGGAAGCCUACCGCGCGACGUGGGUCCCCACAGCUCAGCCGUCCGAUGCGGAGUGAGGAUGAGUCCCGCUCUGGAAGCCCUCAUGCAGGCAGACGGGACUCCUUAUCCGGGGAAAGGGGUGAUGCUGGAGCCCUUCGUGCACCAGGUGGGAGGCCACUCCUGCGUGCUGCGAUUCGGGGAGCAGACCAUAUGCAAGCCCCUCAUCCCUCGAGAGCACCAGUUCUACAAGAACCUUCCUCCAGAGAUGAGGAAAUUCACCCCUCAGUAUAAAGGUGUCGUGUCGGUCAGUUUUGAAGAAGACGAGGAAGGGAAUCUGUGCCUCAUCGCUUACCCCCUUCACAGCGAGUCAGGGGACCUGGAAAACAAAGACCCCUCAUCGGACUGCGAGCCCAAAAGCAAGAUGCUGAAGUGGGGCAACAAGAAGCAGUCCCCUCUGCUCCUGGAGAACGACAACUACAGUAAAGACAGAGCUCGACACGGCCGCAAGGAAGAGAAGCUCAUGAGUUACGGUUGGGAUGAGGUGCAGCAGCAGCAGGCCGAGGUUCUCUACUUCAGCCUGGAGAAGGGCAACAUGGUGCCACAGAUCAAACACAACCCCUGGAGCCUGAAGUGUCACCAGCAGCACUUACAGAGGAUGAAGGAGAAUGCAAAGCACCGCAACCAAUACAAAUUCAUCCUUUUGGAAAAUCUGACAUGGCGCUACAGUGUACCAUGUGUGUUAGACCUGAAGAUGGGAACUCGCCAACAUGGGGAUGAUGCGUCAGAGGAGAAGAAGGCCAAUCAGAUCCGAAAGUGUCAACAGAGCACUUCUGCAUCUAUCGGCGUGCGACUUUGUGGCAUGCAGGUGUAUCAGUCAGACUGUGGCCAGCUGAUGUUCAUGAAUAAGUACCACGGGCGAAAGCUAACCCUCGCCGGCUUCAAGGAGGCUCUCUACCAGUUCUUCCACAACGGGCGGCGCCUGCGCCAGGAGCUGCUGUCCCCGGUGCUGCGCAGGCUCCGGGAGAUGCAGGCCGCCCUGGAAGCCUGCGAGUCCUACCGCUUCUACUCCAGCUCCCUGCUGAUCAUCUACGACGGAGACCCUCCCAGGACGCCCUCCAGGCCGAGGCACCGAGGCGGGGAAGAGGGCGAUGAAGACGACCCGUCGGAUGAAGAGGAGGAGGAAGAGGGGGCCUUCGGCUUCCCCCACUCCUCCUCGGCGGGCAGCUCGGCCGGUGUGGCCGGAGGGAGCGGCGGCGGGGGGGGCGGCGGCCGCUCCUCCCACAGCCAGGGGGAGGCCAGCAGCCCUGAGGUGGACGUGCGCAUGAUCGACUUUGCUCACACCACCUGUAAACACUAUGGAGAGGACAGCGUGGUCCACGAGGGCCAGGACAGCGGCUUUAUCUUUGGCCUGCAGAACCUGAUCACCAUCAUCUCUCAGCUGGAGGAUCACAGCACAGACUGAGGCCGCGGUGGGCCCGAACCGGUCUGAAUUUCAAGCGUGGGAAAAGCUCACUGAGCUGAAAACCCUGCCGUAUACCCUCAAGGUGUACUACGCCUGCACAGGGGUGCGAUUGGUGGAUACUUCAGGACACCUCUUUGCUCAUGGAGACAGUCCGAGGGGUGAUACGGCCGCAGGACGAGGGCGCUCGUGCCCCCAGCACUUUUCUCUGGCGUUUCUGAGACAUUUCUUGGUUGUACAGGAGAAACGGUGAAAGCGACAGAGGUCCCGCCACAAAACAUGGAGACUCCCGUAUCCUUGUAGGACUCUCCUCCCCUUCUCUGGUACAGACAAGUAGCUUGGCUGUUGAGUUCUCUCUGAGAGAGAAAGAGUGAGGCAGAGAAGGUUUGAAGCCGUAGUGGUGCUUUACCUGUGAUACGACAUCCCUUUUUUUCUUUAAUGGACUUUAGACUGCCUGUCCCCAACAGCACAGCACAAUUAUUGGAGAAGCUAACUAGAAGACUUUACGAGCUGACCUUGGCUGGCUAGGUGGGCAGCGUUGUAGCAGUUGACAAAAACAUAAUUUGAUAAGGACAUUUCGCGCGAAUCUCAAUGUCUCAUAAGACCCCUGUGAUAGUUGUGGUUUCUUUUGUCCACGGAGCACUUGGAUUUAUACUUUUUGGUGUAAGAAAGAUUGUAGGUGUAGAAGAAGGGAUUUGCCUUUUUUCAACAUUUGUUGUCUCCUGCACUUUUUGCCUAUAAAUAAGACUUUUUUUUAAAGGGGAUUCAUUUUUUAUUUUCUUUCUGUUUUGGUUGUCUUUUUUUUUUCAUCCAAGCUUAUGCAUUCCUUCAAAUUUUGAUUUAAAGAGACUAUAUUGAUAAGAACACUAGCCAUAAAGAAUAUUUAUUUGAAAGGAUCGUUCAAAGAUAAUGGAAACGAGCACAUUCCAUAUUACCACUCUAAAUGUUCUUUCCUUCUGAUACAGACUUUGAUUUAUUUUGUUAUUCCAAGAGCUCUUUACUUAUACCUGUGUGUUAACAGUGUCUUGGAAAAUAAAGGCAUUCAUUGUGGUAAAAUUAACCCUUUGUGUUGUGUUUACUGUUGAUAGUCACUGUCAGGCCCCAAAAAACACCUGGAUUUGACUAAGGAAAACAGUAUUAUAAUUUUGAUAACUACUGCACAGGCAAUAAUCCUUCAUCUGGCAACAAGCUCCUUCAAUUUCAAUGAGCAGCUUCUAAUUUCUUAAACAUCCAUUUUGAGAGACACAUCCUGUGGUUGUGGAAAAUAGCUACAAACUGCCCAAUUCCUUAUCAAAUACUAUUUUUAAAAAAGUAUUUCCGCACACAAAAAGGAAUCUAAGAUGUUGGGACUGAACAGGUGUGCAGCCAUUAAAAAACCACUGAUGAGCAAAAAGAUUAGACUCUGGAGCAAUGGAAAAAGGUCAUGUCCUGAUUUAAUCCGUUGAGAGAUGGAUGCAUCAGUGUGAGAGGAGAGGCAGGUGGAGGACGCACCCCUCAUUCCUGUGGGAGCAGAGCUCUGAUCCGGGGCAGCUGCGGUCACUCAGGUCCAGAUUCCACAACACUAUGAGAACAAAGAAUGAGGUUACCGGAAUGUGCAGAAUGACCAGGUUCUUCCAUCCGUGCAGCUUUUUCUUCCCCGAUGGCUCGGACAUAUGCCAGGGGGACUGUGUGAAAGAGUGGUUCAGGAAGUAUCAGAGGGGAAUUUCACACAUAGAUUGGCCCACACGUCUCUAAAGAUCUGCUGGAGAAGGCUUUGCGCAGGGGUCGGACCCUCCCGUUAUCAAAACAAGAUCUGAAUGCAACACUUGAUUGAAAUAAAUGACCUCGCAGAAGCUUACCGAAACAAUGCCACAGCGAAUGUCUGCUCUAAUCAAAGCUGAAGGUGGUCCAACCGAAUAUUAGAUUUUGUGACCUUUUUAUUUAGCGGUUUUAUGUUUGUGUUUGUUUUUUCGGCUAGACAGUAUAAUAUGCAAUUACAAGAGGGAGUGAAAGUUAAUUGUGUGUAGACACAUGAAUAUAGCUGUAAUGAGAAGGAACAAUGCCGUGGCAAAUGAAUCACUCUUUGUCUCUGAACACCAUAGAAAAUGUUUCCAUUUUGCCAUGAUGCAGUCAUGCUUCACAUUGUGCAAUAGAAGAACAGGAAAUGCUUUCAUACCCAAUCCUCUGUAUCAGUAUCAUUCAAUGAAGCAAGCACUGUUCAGCUGGUAGAAAAUAGUGGGUGAAACUGUUUAGUUUGUCAGAUCAAAAAUAAUGUCCCAGUUCUUGUUUGUUUUUGAUAAAGAGAAUGGCACCAUCAAUGGUUAACUUCUGGAAAGAUCAUUCUAAGACAAAAGAAACAGUCAUUAAAUCUUCACACCUGCUUCAUCACUGGUGAGGUUUUAUGAUAUUGAAUUCAGAGAAAGUUCACCUGUUAAACCAGUAAAUGCAGUGGGUGAGAUGUUGAGUGUAGAGCAGUAAACUUAUGUAAGGUAAAAAAAACAAACAACUGCAUGUGUUUUGUUUCUGAGUUUCAGAAUACCAGAAUGGAAGGGGAAUCUAUUUUUAGACCAAAGUAUGUCAAAGUUUGCGACAAUAAGUGUCCCUCUUUUCCCCAUUGGCAUAUGACCUCACAAACUAAACAGUGAACAAACUAUCCAGCAGGUUAUCAUGUAUGUUUUAGAAGUGCUGUAAUCUUUAAGGUUUUUAGAUGCACCCGAUCUCUCGUAGUUUGUCUCAAUUGUUGUUACAAUAAGAACAGACCAAUGUGUUUACGUGUAUUUUAAAAGUGUUUUUCUUUUUGGUAAAUGAUUUCUCAAUAAAGCCCUGUGGUUAGCAGAAAUGCAGCCAAAAGAUGAUUGAAA
Molecule: messenger RNA, 4642 nt
Organism: Menidia menidia (Atlantic silverside)
Lineage: Eukaryota; Metazoa; Chordata; Actinopteri; Atheriniformes; Atherinopsidae
Source: the annotation of a GenBank genome assembly